This is a messenger RNA of Saccoglossus kowalevskii, 2313 nucleotides long. Its product is annotated as sodium/potassium/calcium exchanger 4-like. Gene Ontology annotation, biological process: calcium ion transmembrane transport; intracellular calcium ion homeostasis. Gene Ontology annotation, cellular component: plasma membrane. NCBI's taxonomy places the organism in Eukaryota, Metazoa, Hemichordata, Enteropneusta, Harrimaniidae. The record is from RefSeq and is a predicted model, not a curated record. Gene Ontology annotation, molecular function: calcium, potassium:sodium antiporter activity; calcium channel activity.
AUGAGGUUCGGAAGAGUGAGGCCGAGGCCCCGUUUUGGCAACGGCGAACGCCAGAAGGAAUACCGUGAAAAGAAGCGUUAUUUAGCUAACGUGAUACGGGUAUCUUUGAUCGCUGGAUGCGUGGUUUCCGUAAUUGCUUGGUCGUCGUUAUCGGCGAGAAAUUUUGACGAAGGCGGUUCAUACGCAGACUCGCACUUUUCGUCUCGAAGCUUGCUCCAGUCGACCGAUGCGGGCACGACGUCAUUUUCAAAUGUAUCAACCGAAUCACCGCCGUCAUCGUCAUCCUCAUCUCAUGUAUCAUGGGAAAGUUGCGACUACGAAUCAGCACACUAUGCCUAUUUGUGGGUCAUAUUGUACUUAAUAAUAGUUCUUAUCAUCUUUGUAGCUCUAGCAAUUAUCUGUGAUGACUUCUUCGUGCCAUCGUUGGAGGUUAUCUCGGAAAAAUUGGAACUUUCAGAGGAUGUUGCCGGGGCAACGUUCAUGGCAGCUGGAUCUUCAGCUCCCGAAUUGUUUACAUCAGUCGCUGGUGUCGUCCAAGAGACGGAUCUCGGUAUCGGUACCAUUGUAGGGUCAGCUGUUUUUAACAUUUUGAUCAUAAUUGCUUUGUCUGCUGCCCUCGCAGGUCAGAUAUUGCAUUUAGACUGGCGUCCAUUGAUGCGGGAUAGUUUAUUCUACGGUAUUUCAAUUUGCUGUUUUAUUACAUUUUCCUGGGAUGCACACUUUGAACUAUGGGAGUCCAUAGUGUUGCUGGUGCUCUACGUCUUAUAUAUUGUAAUCAUGAAGUUCAACCACCAUUUUAUGAAUCUCAUGGAUAAGUGUGCUUGUGAGUGCUGUAGUCGGCAAGUUGUGCCCAUAGAUGCCGAGACUGGAGUGGAAGGAGAAACUGAUACCACUAAUCUUCCUGAUGAAGAGACUCCAGUGAAAAGAUUUGACAAUGAAAACAACAUUGCAAAUGAUAAAGAUUCGCUGCCACCUCUGAAGAAGGAUCGUAGGAUGUCAACAAUGUCGACGGGCAGUACGAGCGAAAAACAUAUCUUUCAUCAUGUUAAACAUGGCGAACUCUCAGGAAAGAUUGCCAACAAGAGACCAUCAAUUGCCAUCCAACCAUCUGCCUUGGAACUGAAUAAUCUGGUGAAGGAGGCUGAAUCCGCUACUGCACGAAAUAACAUUCCAGAAGAAGUUGAGAAGGACUCUCAGGAAGCAACUGUACAAGCCGAAGAAGAGGAAGUGCAGCUUGUAGUUUGUCCAUGCUUGCCUGCCCUCAAUAUGAAUUAUCCCGACAAGGAAUUAGCACGUCAAAGCGGUUGCUGUGGAUGGUUCAAAUACUUCUUUAAGUGGAUCCUCUUUAUCGUCAGUUUCCCGUUCGUGUGUCUGUUUACCUGGACUAUCCCCAACUGUGGCAAACCACAUCUCAAGAAAUGGUUUUUACUUUCAUUUACUAUUUCCGUGGUUUGGAUUAUGGUUCUCAGCUUCGUUAUGGUGACUAUUGUACAGAAAACUGGAUGUUUACUCAAUAUUAAUGCCUAUGCGAUGGGUCUUGUCAUUGUAGCCAUGGGAACUAGCAUACCGGAUGCACUUAGUUCUAUUCUAGUUGCUCGUGACGGUUACGGUGAUAUGGCAGUGUCCAAUGCAAUUGGCUCAAACGUGUUUGAUAUCAACCUGGGACUCGGGCUUCCAUUCGUCAUUCGUAUAGCCAUCGAUAAAGGAAAGUCUAUUUACCUUUUCAAGAAUGAUGAAGGGUUAACCACUGCUUACGAAAAUGGAGAUAUGCUGAUGACUCCGCACUCGAAAUUUGGUUUUAUACUUCUGCUGAUAUUAGUGAUCACCCAGAUUACAUUUAUUGCUGUCCGAUUUCGAUUGAACAAAUACAUUGGAAUAGUGUUUGUGUCAAUGUACGUCCUGUUCCUCGUCUACGCAUUCAUCCAAGAAUUUCUCUGUGACGGUUACAAGUGCUAGUGUUGAAACAUUUUCGAAACUUGAUAUUUACAGACGUGCAAGUAAUAAACUAAUGAUAUACGCAAAACUCUUUUUUUCAUUUGAUAUUUUGAUUUAUUUUCUCUCUCACCUUGCGCUUUGAAGACAGGGUAAUCAUAUGUUGAUAUAUUUUGUUUGUCACUAUGAAGACAUGGAACAUUAGGCAUGUUAUGUGCUAAAGUUACCAUGAAUGUUUCUGAUUGGUCCCUUCAAAAACAGUGGAAUUCUCUGCCUUGGAUGUGGUCGUCAAGACAGAGGAAGAGGAAUUUUGCCAGUCACACAGUGUCGUGUUUUUUUUUUCUACGCGUAGAUAUGGAAUCUAUUUACUUUACAACGAUC